UCCUGACAUCAUCGUCGACUCUUGUCACAACGCGGAAGUCGCUAAAGUUUUUUUUUGGGGGUACCCUGAAGUCGGGCGGAGGUGGUAGAACCGUAGAAUAGGAUAUAAUGGCUCCGUCUGGGCUCAAGGCGGUGGUCGGGGAAAAGGUCUUGAAUGGUGUAAUUUCCAGUGUAAAGAAGGAUGGAGAUUGGAAGGUUCUGCUUGUUGAUCACACCAGUAUGCGAAUUCUCUCCUCUUGCUGUAAAAUGUCUGACAUGCUGGAUGAAGGCAUCACCAUUGUUGAGGAUGUUAACAAGAGGAGAGAACCAAUUCCCAGUUUGGAAGCCAUUUACCUCAUCACACCCAGUGAGAAGUCUGUCCGUGCUCUUAUAGCUGAUUUCAAGGACUUGAAUUCUCCCAUGUACAAGGCUGCACAUAUAUUCUUCACAGACACUUGUUCUGAAAUGCUGUUUAAUGAAUUGGGGAAAUCCAGGGUUCCAAAGGUGAUUAAAACCCUGAAGGAAAUUAACCUGGCCUUUCUUCCUUAUGAGUCACAGGUUUACUGUCUAGAUGCACCAAAUUCUUUCCACACCCUCUUCAGUCCUUAUGGAACAUCAGAAAAGAACAAGUGCCUGGAGAUGCUUGCCGAACAGAUUGCUACACUGUGUGAGACCCUGAAAGAGUAUCCUGCCGUUAGGUAUCGCAGCGGCUAUGAUGAUAAUGCCACAUUGGCUCACAUGGUGCUAGACCGUUUAAAUGCUUUCAAAGCUGAUAACCCCAGCAUGGGAGAGGGCCCUGACAAGUCCAGAUCUCAGCUGCUGAUUGUAGAUCGUGGAUAUGAUCCAGUUUCUCCACUUUUACAUGAACUUACCUUCCAGGCCAUGACUUACGAUCUCCUUGACAUAAAACAAGACAUAUACCACUAUGAAACAAGUGGAAUUGGUGAUUCUAGAGAGAAGCAAGUUCUUUUGGAUGAAGAUGAUGAUCUUUGGACGGAGCUACGUCACAUGCAUAUUGCUGAUGUGUCUAAGAAAGUAACAGAGCUUCUUAGAUCUUUCUGUGAAAGCAAAAGGAUGACCACAGAUAAGGCCAAUAUCAAAGAUUUGUCCCAAAUACUGAAGAAAAUGCCUCAGUAUCAAAAGGAAUUAAAUAAGUAUUCUACACACCUUCACCUGGCAGAGGAUUGCAUGAAACGGUUCAAAGGAACUGUAGAGAAACUGUGUGCUGUUGAGCAGGACCUUGCAAUGAGUACAGAUGCAGAAGGUGAGAAAUUGAAGGACCCUAUGAAGAUUAUAGUGCCAGUGCUACUGGAUCCCAAUGUCAAACCCUACGACAAAAUCCGUAUUAUCCUACUGUAUAUUUACCUUAAAAACGGUAUAACGGAGGAAAAUUUGGCUAAAUUAAUCCAGCAUGCUAAUAUCCAGAGUGACAGCAACAUUAUUCGAAACCUACAGAACCUGGGAACACACGUAUUAUCUGGGCACUCAUCCACCAUUUCCAGCAAGCCUGAGAGGAAAAUCCGUCCGGAAUCCACCUAUCAGCUGUCACGUUGGGCUCCAGCAGUAAAAGAUGUUAUGGAGGAUGCUAUUGAAGAUAAAUUGGAUAAAAAGCACUGGCCGUUUGUAUCGGAGCCACAUCCUGUAGGAGCUGCUCAGACUGUGGUGAGUGCUCGAUUUGGUCACUGGCACAAAACACGCACUGCUGCAGAGUAUCGUUCUGGGCCGCGGCUUAUUGUGUACAUACUAGGUGGGGUCACAAUGUCUGAGAUGAGAAGUGCCUAUGAGGUGACAAAGGCCACAGACUCCAAAUGGGAGGUUGUAAUUGGAUCCACACACAUCAUAACCCCUGUCAACUUUCUUGAUGGCCUGAAGUCUCUAGAUCAACCAAAAAGUAGUGACUAAAUUACGCUUCACACUCUCUCUUUGCAGAUGUGUUCUCCAUCCAGUCAAACCCUGUCCACUAUGCUUUGUAAGACAACAGUCUUGUACAUAACCAGGGCCAGACAAAACUGCCGACUUGUUAACGUUACCUCGCUGAGGCCUAGUAUAAACCUCCCUAUAUCCAAUCAGGGGAGGCUAACAAACAGCUUUGCUUUUAAGCUAUGUAUUAUAAUAUUUCUUACUGUUUCAGGAAUCCCAUAUGAAGGUGUAAAUAUUUCUGUUCUGUCUGACUUUUUCUAUGGAAUUCCUAAAACUACAAUCCCAUGUGUACCUAUAAUAUCUGUGAAAAGAAACUAGAAUGCUACUGAAUGAACAUGCAUUUGAAUACAUUUUAAAUUCAAAUAGCAUAAGACUAUCUCUAGAAAUGAAGUAAAUACAUAACCCAUGUUAACAAAUUUAGUCUUAGAAAUAUUGUCACCACCGUUUCUGCAGGGAUUAAAGACAAUAGUUUAUUCUAAUAAUUUAUUUCACAUAAUAGGGGAUUCUUUACUGCAAGUUGCUUUAUCAAAUUAAUAUAUCAUAUAUGUCAUAGUAUAUGGAAAGUCCACUCCUUUCAACUUGUUUUACAAAUGUACUUCGUUUGCACCUGAUUUUUUACAAGUCAACUCCAGAUGUGACCUAUACCUAUUGGAUGGCGGAUUAAGUAUAGGCUUGUUCUGGUUUCUUCCUGGGAAAUUUAAUUUUUUUCCGGCUAUAUAUAACUUUUAAUUUUGUAGGAAAUAUAAUUUGAAAGUCACUUAUGGCAAGCUUAAAAUAAUUUAUAACAGCUAUGUAUUGGUAUAAACUAGAAUUUAAGCUCUGUGGAGAUUAGAAUAAUUCCACCCUGUAGGUGACAGUAUCCUUUUAAUAAGGCUCUACAAAUGAUAUAUACAUAAUUGUUGUAACUCUUAAUAAAGUAAAAUCCAUUCCACAACUUUUUCAUUGAUGUUUAAUUAGCAGGUGUGUAAAAAAAAUGCUUAAUAUUUUAUAAAACACUGUAACAAAGAAAACAUUCCCUUUGUAACCAUUUUUUUAAAAUGAUUAAAGUUCGUUUAAUUAAAAAAAAAUGUAUCGACCUUACAAGUUCCAAAUGAAGAAGCAGUUGUACCAUAAAUAAUAUUUAUUCUAAAAAAAACUAA
Bombina bombina (fire-bellied toad) is the source of this 3037-nucleotide messenger RNA. It is a transcript of the gene STXBP2, whose product is annotated as syntaxin binding protein 2. The record is from RefSeq and is a predicted model, not a curated record. Gene Ontology annotation, biological process: intracellular protein transport; neurotransmitter secretion; vesicle-mediated transport. The transcript has 19 exons. The coding region runs from base 108 to 1880 and encodes 590 amino acids. Lineage: Eukaryota; Metazoa; Chordata; Amphibia; Anura; Bombinatoridae. Gene Ontology annotation, cellular component: plasma membrane; secretory granule. Gene Ontology annotation, molecular function: syntaxin-3 binding.